Messenger RNA from Microstroma glucosiphilum, 1518 nucleotides. Its product is annotated as gamma-glutamyl phosphate reductase GPR. The record is from RefSeq and is a predicted model, not a curated record. The transcript has 3 exons. Bases 1 to 1518 code for a protein of 505 amino acids. Gene Ontology annotation, molecular function: glutamate-5-semialdehyde dehydrogenase (NADP+) activity. NCBI's taxonomy places the organism in Eukaryota, Fungi, Basidiomycota, Exobasidiomycetes, Microstromatales, Microstromataceae.
AUGGCCUCAUCAUCCUCAUCAUCCUCUUCCUCAGGAGCAGAGGCAAUCGCAAGGAGAGCCAAGAUCGCAUUCGAAGAGGCGCAGAAGAGGCUGCCUGGUGGGACAGAGGCAGAUGCAGCAAGGGCAAGGGCACUCGCUCAGAUCCGAGUCGCACUGGAACAGGCAAAGGAGGAGAUCAGGGAAGCAAAUGCAAGGGACAUGGAACAGGCAGCACGGGUACAAGUCUCAGCAGGUACCCUCACCUCCUCGCUCGUUUCUCGUCUGGAUCUCUUCAGCAAGCCCGGCAAAUGGGAGUCGAUGCUCCAAGGUGUCUCAGAGGUAGCUCAGCUCCCCACCCCCCUCGAUGCCUGUACCUAUGCUCGCCGUCUGGCAGAUGCAGACCCAAAGUCUGGUUCAGGCGCUCUAGAUCUGUACCGCGUCACUUGCCCCAUCGGCGUGCUGCUGUGCAUCUUUGAAGCUCGUCCAGAGGUGAUCAUCAAUAUCGCUUCCCUGGCCAUCAAAUCUGGCAAUGCUGCUAUCCUCAAGGGAGGUAAAGAGUCGAAGCUCACUGCAGCUGUCAUGUCCAGAGUUCUGGCACAGGCAUUGGGUCAGACGGAGUUGCCUGCCGAUUUGAUCCAGACGGUGGAGACGAGGCAAGAUGUGGCUGACUUGCUUCAUCAAGAUCGAUACAUUGACUUGGUUGUGCCAAGAGGUAGUAAUGAGCUGGUGAGGAGCAUACAGAGGGAGGCCAGAAUGCCCGUCAUGGGACACGCAGAUGGGUUGUGUGCGGCGUAUAUUCACGAGAAUGCAGAAUUGGAAGGAACUGUUGGAAGCAUCCUGGACGCAAAGCUCGAUUACCCUGCAGCAUGCAACGCAGUGGAAACGUUGCUCCUCCACCGUUCCCUCCUGGAUCCAUCCCAUCCGAACGCCCGUCUAUGGCCCGCUCUGGGCCAAGCUCUCCUGCGCUCCAAAGUCACACUACACUGCGAUGCCUCCUCCCGCGAAGCCUUGCUCGCCUCUCUUUCGGGGGACGCCUCCCCCCUGUCCUCUGGGGUGGUGGAAGCAACGCCCGCAGACUUUGAUACGGAGUUCCUCGAUCUAGAGCUGGCAGUCAAGGUCGUCUCUGGGCCCGAAGAGGCAAUUGACCAUAUCAACACGCACGGCUCGCACCAUACCGAUGCCAUUUUCUGCAAAUCCCUCUCUUCUUCCCACUCUACGAGCUCAAGUUCAUCAGCCUCAGAGCACGAGCACCCAAUCGCAGCACUCUUCGCUCGCUCCCUCUCCUCGGCCAACAUCUUCAUCAAUUGCUCCACCCGCUUCGCCGAUGGGUUCAGAUACGGCUUUGGAACCGAAGUUGGAAUCUCUACCGGACGUACACAUGCGCGGGGACCAGUAGGACUAGAAGGGUUGGUGACGUACAAGUAUGUCGCCAGGGCAGAGGGAAAGGGAGUACAGGCUGCGGGGAGCUUUGCGGGCGGUCAAGGGGAGGCGAGGAGCUGGGCGCAUACGGAGAUUGCGAAGAGGUAUCCGACAUUCUGA